This is a messenger RNA of Lactuca virosa, 333 nucleotides long. The record is from the annotation of a GenBank genome assembly. NCBI's taxonomy places the organism in Eukaryota, Viridiplantae, Streptophyta, Magnoliopsida, Asterales, Asteraceae.
AUGCAACUCUCUUGCUUGGAUGGAAGGAGCAUUCAAUACUAUCGAGGUUGGACGGAGGCGCCUCUUAUCGGUCGGGAUUCCCGUGAUCGUAGAUCCACUUUAGCUAAUGCAACUCGGGGACCAGGUGGAGUGGCACAAGAUCUGCCUCUUGGCUUAUGUCGAGAUAUUGAUUCCUCCACACAACAAUUUGCUUCUAGUAUCGACGAAUUAGAAGAGAUGUCAACCGGCAACCGUAUCUGGAAACAACGAUUAGUGGAUAUUGGUACUGUCACUGCACAGCAAGCAAAGGAUUGGGGAUUCAGUGGUGUAAUGUUAAGAGGUCGUGCGACAUGA